UUUGACCACAAUUGGAAUAAUAACGCUAAACAAAAUGAAAUUGUUUUUAAUUGCUGUGGCCUUGGUGGCUGUAGUCGUAGCUGAUGUUUCUGAACUAGGUUACAAUUAUCCUGAAGGUAGACCAGCCUUCGAUGAUGGUGCUGGCAGUUAUGGAAGUGCCAGUCAGACAUCAUCUUCUUAUGGUAGUGUAGGCCACUCAUCUGGUGGUUUCGGUGGUUCUGGUGCCGGUGGCCAUUCAUCUGGUGGCUUUGGCGGUCACUCUUCUG
Messenger RNA from Lucilia cuprina (Australian sheep blowfly), 266 nucleotides. RefSeq names its product pupal cuticle protein 20-like. The record is from RefSeq and is a predicted model, not a curated record. The annotation marks the transcript as partial. The transcript has 2 exons. NCBI's taxonomy places the organism in Eukaryota, Metazoa, Arthropoda, Insecta, Diptera, Calliphoridae.